AUGUUCUUGCACCUGCUUUGCUUGCUUGCUUGCUUGCUUGCUUGCCUGCUUGUUCGCGCUCCUCCAUUGAUAGCUAGCUGCCUGCCAUCCUGUACGUACGAACGAUGGAUGGGUUUGUGGAUAGAAAAUGGCGUUCUCCUGCGCAAGGGAUUGAUCAAUUACUUGGGGGGUAAUGCAUCCUCGAAGGCGUUGACAUGUCUUGGACCCGACUCUGACGAUUUCGCCUUCAUGACGAACGAGUUCAAGGUAGGACAACUAACUGGCUUUGAGGAAGCUGUAGAUCACGAAAAACAUAUCAGUCUCAAAAAGACCAGAAAAGUAUGUCACAGCAGCAGCAGCCCAUCACGACAGUGA
Neurospora tetraspora is the source of this 354-nucleotide messenger RNA. RefSeq lists its product as uncharacterized. The transcript has 4 exons. Bases 1 to 354 code for a protein of 117 amino acids. The record is from RefSeq and is a predicted model, not a curated record. Lineage: Eukaryota; Fungi; Ascomycota; Sordariomycetes; Sordariales; Sordariaceae.